Molecule: messenger RNA, 1733 nt
Organism: Triticum aestivum (bread wheat)
Lineage: Eukaryota; Viridiplantae; Streptophyta; Magnoliopsida; Poales; Poaceae
Exons: 8
Coding region: 40-1437 (465 amino acids)
Source: RefSeq, a predicted model, not a curated record
CCCCCUCCCUUCCCAGGAAAGCUUCUUUAUGCCGCCGCUAUGCCUCGCUGCACUCAUCCGGCAUAUCCUCCUGACGGCCGCCAUAUCCGUGCCGACGCUGGCGGCGGCGGUGGACAACUCCUCACCGACGUGGAUGGAACAUCUCGACGCAUUGCAGAUGUAACCGUGGACGCCGCCCGCUCCAACGUCCAGACGAGGCUCCAGCUCCACGGUGGGCGGCAGCUUCCACCACGAGGUGAGCAUGCGGCAUCUGGAAAAACGUCUGUUCCUGAUCCUCAAAUGUCACGUUUCCAGGAGAAAACCCGGGCUUCCUGCACACCGUGGCUGCCUCGACAUCGACGGUGCGAGUACCCUCAUCACGAUGUGCCCGCGCAGUCGGAAAAGCCGCUGCUGGAGCCAAAGGACACCAGCACAUCCUCUUCCUCCACGCAGGCAGAGGCGGCAACUCAUGACGUCCCGCCAAUGCCAAGCCACUCGUCUCCACCUGUUUUGGCUUGGUUUUUUCCUGGUUGGCCUAUACAGUUUCUCAUCAGAACAGAUCGUGGAGGUUCUUUCCACACGUAUCCUCGCCUGAGCGGGCCAUUCCAGAGCUUGCAGGAAGCCGAGAAUGCUUUCGAUAACCAUCUUGAUGACCUGCGCUCUCCAAUAAUGUGCACAGAUGGGCUUCCGCAAGCGGAAAAAGCGGUAUGGCAUGCUCUUUACUGGCCUGAUGGCACAAGAAGGAUGUCUUCCAAAAGCCAUCCAACACGUCGGAAUAUCAACCUAUUGGUUCAAGCUUUACUGGACAAGUACAGUGAAGAUCACCGUCUUUUGGGGGAUCUUGCAUAUGAACUUGAUGGUCUUGUGACCUUCCAAGAAUUUUAUAUGGGGGAGACUAGCUGCCUCAAAAUGUACUGUCAUCUCAAUUUUACUACAAAAACUAAAGGAGCUGAUGGUUCUCACGGUGGCAGCAACAAUCUAUUCUUUGCUGAGGUCGCACGAAUAAAGGGCGAAAAUGUAGAAUAUGUGCUCAAUUGUUUCUGUAUGGUGCAACAUAAUGACAAUGGCCAAUGCUAUGGUUGUACGACUUAUGGAAAUGUUGAUUUGAAGCACCCUGUCAAUGCUGAUCAAUACGAAGGUCGCCACUCUCGCCCGCACAAAACAUGGUGCGGUGCCGUCCAUCCAGGCGUACCUGCAUACAUCAAGAAUGAGGAGGACAGGCUGGCGGAUGAGGAGGCUAGGAUAAGACGUGUAAACAUGUGCCGUGAUGAACCUCCUAGUCUGGCAAAACCGGAUGGUGCAGAAAUGCCUGCUGGUUUGGCCAAGAGCGAGGAUGCUUGUUUGGCCAAGAAAGAGGGUGUUUGUUUGGCCAAGAGAGAGGAUGCUGGUUUGGCUAAAAGAGAUGAUGGCCAGGGAAGCGGAAAAUACAUUGUACCUGCUAGGCGUCACUUGGUUUAAGUAUCCUCUCAGGUCAAUGAAUCUUUAGUUGAUCAACUAGUGCAUGGAUCCUCUCUGUCAACAAAAGAAAAAGAAAAACUAGUGCCUGGGUCCAGAAACAUUAUGGAUUGCAUGGCAUUGACAGAGAUUAUCAAGUGUAAGGGCAAUCGUUUCCAAAUUUCUCUGGACAUUUAAGAACCUGUGUCAUUAUGAUCGAUGCACUACCAAUGCUCUCAAACUCUUUUAAGGCUUAUUUUUCUUUUUAAGUAUAGUGAACGAGGAUGCAUUAUUAGAAACUAAAAUAUAUGUUCCCGACA